Etheostoma spectabile (orangethroat darter) is the source of this 1365-nucleotide messenger RNA. It is a transcript of the gene dhcr24, whose product is annotated as 24-dehydrocholesterol reductase. Gene Ontology annotation, biological process: steroid metabolic process. Gene Ontology annotation, cellular component: membrane; cytoplasm. The record is from RefSeq and is a predicted model, not a curated record. Gene Ontology annotation, molecular function: FAD binding; Delta24(24-1) sterol reductase activity. NCBI's taxonomy places the organism in Eukaryota, Metazoa, Chordata, Actinopteri, Perciformes, Percidae.
ACCGGCCACCUAGCAACACUCACCUAUCGCAGUGAAGGGGUGAUCGGGUUUGGGGUUGGCGUAGUCGAUGCGGAGUUUUCCCCACAUGUAUGUCCCAGCGGUCGGUGGGAGAGUGGAACUAAAGAGUGUGGGGAUACUUUAGACUGGAAAACGUUUCCAUUUGGGUCUAAACUGACCAGAAACGAUGGACUCGCUGUUGUAUUUAGCCGGCUUGGUCGUAUUGUUCCUGUUGUGGAUCAAAGUCAAAGGUCUAGAUUACGUGAUCGUUCACCAGCGGUGGAUAUUUGUGUGUUUGUUUCUGCUUCCGCUCUCCGUUAUAUUUGAUGUGUAUUAUUAUGUGCGUGCGUGGCUCAUAUUCAAGAUGUGCUCUGCGCCCAAACUGCACGACCAGCGCGUGCGAGACAUCCAGCGACAGGUGCGUGAGUGGAGGAAGGCCGGCAGUAAGACCCACAUGUGUACGGGGCGUCCCGGCUGGCUCACCGUGUCUCUCAGAGUGGGGAAAUACAAGAAAACCCACAAAAACAUCAUGAUCAACAUGAUGGACAUUCUGGAGGUGGACACAAAGAGACAGGUGGUGAGAGUAGAACCGCUGGCCAACAUGGGUCAGGUGACCGCUCUCCUCACCUCUAUUGGCUGGACGCUGCCUGUGCUGCCCGAGCUCGAUGACCUCACUGUGGGUGGUUUGGUGAUGGGUACAGGUAUUGAGUCAUCCUCUCACAUUUACGGGCUGUUUCAGCACAUCUGUGUCGCAUUUGAACUGGUCCUAGCUGAUGGCAGCUUAGUACGCUGCACUGAGGAAGAGAACCCGGACCUGUUCCAUGCCGUCCCCUGGUCCUGUGGAACUCUGGGGUUCCUGGUCGCAGCAGAGAUUAAAAUAAUCCCCGCUAAACCCUGGGUGAAGCUGCGCUAUGAGCCGGUCAGAGGGCUGGAGAACAUCUGCAAACGGUUCACUGACCAAGUCCCAAGAAACAGAGAAAGACUGCAGAUCCUCACAAUGAGUGACUGAAAUCAGCAAAUGUUUGGCUUAAUAAAUUACUUGACUUAUUAAAAUAACUAAUUAAUUGUUUCAGCACUAGUAAGAACACAAUGCAUCACUGAAAGCCGUUUUGCCAUAGUCGUUUAACCCGUUUGUGUACGUCUUUGUGUAUAUUUGUGUCCUUUCUACAGGAUAUUAUUCCUUUCGGGAACAACCCAAUAUUUCGUUGGCUCUUUGGAUGGAUGGUUCCUCCAAAGAUCUCACUGUUGAAGCUCACCCAGGGAGAGACCAUCAGGCGGCUUUAUGAACAGCACCACGUAGUCCAGGACAUGCUGGUACCCAUGAAGAAUCUGCAGGAUGCCAUCACGCGCUUCCACCAGGACAUCGAC